AGAAGCGGAUAGGGAAAACGUAAGGGCCGAGUAUGUUGUGGAUAGAAACUGUAUUAACCGCUUGCAUUGCUCCCUGAAAGUGGAAAGUGGAAAGUAAUGGCUUCUACUACCCCCUUCAAAUGCAAACCACUGCUUCCCCUUCCUCUUUCUCCUUUCCCUAAACCAAACCCAACCGCUUCAUCUCGUUCCUUCAAACAUCCCUCUCAUCACCGAGGAAACGUCGCUGUCUCCGUUGCCUUCAACCCCCAAGCCAACUUCGACGACCUCUCCCUCUUUGAUGAUGAUGAUGAACCUAAAGUUGCACCUCCUCUGCCUCCAGCUGAAGGCCGAUUUGAUGUUGUUAUUGACAAUGAUGUUAUUUCUCGUCUCGACUUGUCCCCAUUUCAAGCUGCAACAGGCAUGAAAAACCCUUUAUCAGUAAAACCAAAAGAGUUUCUUGAGCGCACAAUUGGCUUCACCAUCAACUAUACUAGAGAAGAUCCCCGUGAUCCUCGAGAAUUAUCAGAGUAUCCUGAUAUUAGGAUAUGGUUUGUGAGACUCGAUGCUACUUAUCCAUGGUUGCCAGUUUUGUUGGAUUGGAGAGCAGGAGAGCUGGCUCGUUAUGCUGCUAUGUUGGUUCCUCAUCAGAUGAAUAUAAAAAUGGGGGUUGUUUUCAAUCCGGAGGCAUUGGAACUGUUUGUUAUGAAGAAAGUUUUUAUUGUGUAUUCCUGGUUGAAGCAUCACAACAUUCCCAACCCUAAAAUAAAGACAAAUGAUAUGGCCAGAAUGCUUGGAUUUGGAAUUGGAGAUGAACUAUAUGACCUAGUUGAGAAGCAUCCGCUUGAUCUAUCGUAAAAGGACACAAAAAAGUACUCUGAAUCAGUACCCUAAGAAUAAGAAUAUUUUUUCUUGACUCGGUUGAUCUGAUGUAAUGUGAAGUGUAUCAGCAUUUUAAGAGUAACUAGACUUGCAAAGGAGCAGUGAGAUUGGUAUAGCAAUAUAGCAUGAGUCAUAAAGAUUAAAAAAUAAAAAAUGGAGCUAAUAAUAUAGUUUUUUGUAACACUACGAAAGAAACAUCAAGCUAAGGGUUUGCUUAUAGCUAAUGCUUCCCAAGAGUUUCAUAUUCA
This is a messenger RNA of Cajanus cajan (pigeon pea), 1106 nucleotides long. It is a transcript of the gene CRR6, whose product is annotated as chlororespiratory reduction 6. Gene Ontology annotation, biological process: NAD(P)H dehydrogenase complex assembly. NCBI's taxonomy places the organism in Eukaryota, Viridiplantae, Streptophyta, Magnoliopsida, Fabales, Fabaceae. The record is from RefSeq and is a predicted model, not a curated record. Gene Ontology annotation, cellular component: chloroplast.